AUGGAAUACGAUGAACCUAUUCACCUCCAACCGAUUCGUAACACUCCUUCUACAGUUGAGAACUCUGUUCUCUACUCGUCACCCUCUGACGGUUCUUCACAUAUCACCAUAAAUCUGGCGAGAAAUGAGUCUGCCUACACGAUAGAGCGCUCUCCAAAUGUUGUUCAAAAUUUCUUGUCAGAAAUAGAUCCUAAAAGUCCAAUAUCACUCACUUGGCAAAAUGCGAAUCUUAUGGGAAAAGAUCACUUCAAUUUAAAUCUGCCGUUACUUGUGAGCGCGAUGCAUACUGGAAUGCACUUCCUGAUUACAUUAGUAUUGAUGAAAGGUUACCUACCCUCAUUCUAUAAAAAGUCAGAAGAGAAACCUGUCUCCUCGGAUAGUUAUCUGAGUCGAGUGGUUCCUUGUGCUCUUACGGCGGCUUUUGAAAUAUGCAUGGCCAAUGCUUCGCUCGUGUUUAUCACUUUGAGUUUCUACACCAUGGUAAAAUCUUCAACACCAAUAUGGGUGCUCAUGUUCGCGUUCAUCUUUAGAUUAGAACAACCCAGAGUUAUUUUAGUAUUCAUAAUAUUUGUCAUAAGUACCGGUGUGGUGAUGACGGUUUUUGGAGAGACUCAAUUCAAUCUAAUAGGUUUUUUGUUGGUUUUGGGAGCAUCGGUGGUUAGCGGAUUGAGGUGGUCAUUAACACAAAUACUACUCCAAAAAGAAUCAUCCAUGAACGAUCCGGUGGCCACCCUUUACUACAUAUCACCAGUCAUGUUUAGUACAAUGUCAAUUCUUUCCCUACUAUUAGAAAACCCUUAUCAUGUUUUCACCACUUCCGAACAUUUCAAAGAUUUUGAAACCUCAAUUAGUACCUUUGCACUGAUGAUGUCUGGAGGACUUCUUGCAUUUUUCAUGACUCUCUCAGAAUUUGCGUUGAUCAAGAACACCAGCACGGUGACAUUGUCAGUUGCCGGAAUUAGUAAAGAGAUAGUAAUGAUCACGUUGUCCGUCCUCAUAUAUCACGACAAAUUAACAUCACUGAAUGUACUCGGGCUUUUUGUUUCAAUAUCGGGAAUUGCUGGUUAUAAUUAUUAUAAGGUUAUGAAGAGCAAUAAUGUAAUUGACAAAAAAGGAAGAUAUCAAGUAUUAUCCAUACAUAAAAAUGAACAGCUGGACUAG
Molecule: messenger RNA, 1161 nt
Organism: Acaulospora morrowiae
Lineage: Eukaryota; Fungi; Glomeromycota; Glomeromycetes; Diversisporales; Acaulosporaceae
Source: the annotation of a GenBank genome assembly